AUGUGCAGUGUUGGAGAUCGCCGAGCAGCCAGAAUGUGGCUGAUUGUGACGUGCGCGUUGCUUGUGAACUGCAUGUUCAGUGCCUGGGCUAUCCAGCGCCACACGAGUCAGCCCCUCGCGCUUGCGAGCUUCUUGGGUGUGACCAUUGGAAACGCCAGCGGUGCGAGCGCGCCAGGAGCUCCUUUAUCCGACGCCUCUAGUUCCUUGGAAGGCGCUUACAUUGACGAGGUUGACUUUGGGCUGAGGAGCAGCUCGGUGCAAGCGAUGACUGAAUCGAGGGGGUCCUCGGGAGGUGCCGCCGGCAAAAUCUCGCGUGCGAUACCAGGGGUUCGUUUCAACAACAAGUUCUGGAGUAUUGAUGAGUGGACAAAGAAAACAGGCGAAAUGGAAACGCCUUGGCAAGAAACCGCAAUCACGUGA
Messenger RNA from Besnoitia besnoiti, 420 nucleotides. RefSeq lists its product as uncharacterized. NCBI's taxonomy places the organism in Eukaryota, Apicomplexa, Conoidasida, Eucoccidiorida, Sarcocystidae. Bases 1 to 420 code for a protein of 139 amino acids. The record is from RefSeq and is a predicted model, not a curated record. The transcript has a single exon.